AUGCAAAAUCUCAUUAUAUUCUUAACUGCAUUUAUUUUAACUGCACAUGUUCAUUAUAUAUUUGGUUUACCAAUCGCCGAUGUAAAAGAACAUAAUGAACCAGAGAAACGUUCUGAUGAUACAUUACUGCCGAAUGAAAAUUUUUCAUUAGUUACAAAUGAGAAAUUAAUUAAAUUAAAAGAAGUUGCAGAUGCUGUUCAUGAUCCUAAACUACAUGAUCUUUAUCGUGCAGUUAAUCAUUAUGUUAAAAUGGCACGUAAAAAUAAUGAAUAUGUUUUAUGGAAAUAUGAUGCUAGUCAAGAAGGCCUGGUUCUUGUCUUAAAACAAAAUUUAAAUGGUAUUCUCUACUAUGGUUAA
This is a messenger RNA of Adineta steineri, 357 nucleotides long. The record is from the annotation of a GenBank genome assembly. Lineage: Eukaryota; Metazoa; Rotifera; Eurotatoria; Adinetida; Adinetidae.